Rotaria sordida is the source of this 1152-nucleotide messenger RNA. Lineage: Eukaryota; Metazoa; Rotifera; Eurotatoria; Philodinida; Philodinidae. The record is from the annotation of a GenBank genome assembly.
AUGCAACCAGAAUUGAUAUCAAUUCGACAAGAUAUUCAUGCUCAUCCAGAAAUGGCUAUGGAAGAAGUAAGAACAUCAACUUUGGUCGCUACUAAAUUAAAACAAUGGGGUAUAACUGUUACUGAAGGUAUUGGUCGAAUGGGUGUUAUUGGAACAUUAAAAAGCUUACAACCAGGUGAUCGUACUAUUGGUCUUCGUGCUGAUAUGGAUGCUCUUCAACUCACUGAACAAACUGAUGUUCCUUAUAUUUCGACAAAACCUGGUACAAUGCAUGCUUGUGGUCAUGAUGGACAUACUACAAUGCUACUUGGUGCUGCCAAAUAUUUGGCCGAACAUCGAGAUUCAUUUUGUGGAACUGUUCAUUUUAUUUUUCAGCCGGCUGAAGAAGGACAGAAAGGUGCUAUUGCUAUGAUUAACGAUAAGAUGUUCGAUCGAUUUCCAAUGGAUGCUAUUUAUGGAAUACACAAUUAUCCGGAUCCGCUUGGAAAAUUUACCAUACGAUUUGGUCCCAUGUUUGCAGCAUCUGAUCGUUGGUACGUAACAUUUCAUGGCAGUGGUGGUCAUGGAGGAGCAACACCACAUCUUGCGACUGAUGUUACAGUAUUACUAGCACAAUUUAUUCUAGCACUACAAACCAUAGUUAGUCGUAAUGUAAGUGCGAUUGAUUCAGCUGUCAUUAGUGUUGGUGCAAUUGAAAGUGGUUCGUUUGGAUCAGUCAAUGUUAUGCCAGCUAAAAUACGCAUUGGUGGUACUGCUCGAAGUUUAACCGAAUCCGUUCGUAGUACAAUUGAAAGACGAAUAAAAGAGUUGGUCCAUGGUUUAGCUACCAGUUUUGGAUGUACAGCUGAAGUGGAAUAUGUUCGUUUGGGCACUCCAUUAGUUAAUCAUGAAGAACAAACAAAACGAGCAAUCAAAGCUGCCAAAGCAGUAGUCGGUGCAGAAAAUGUGGACAAAAACAGAGUACCCUCUAUGGGUGGUGAAGAUUUUGCAUUCAUGGUUUUGGAACGACCUGGAGCCUUCAUUUUCUUGGGAAUCAAUGAUGAAGCGCACACUGCACAACUACAUUCGCCAACGUACAAUUUCAAUGAUAAAGCAAUUCCAUUUGGUGUGGCCUACUGGAUUACUUUAGUCCAACAAGAACUUAACGAAUAA